AUGGAGAAUCAGCCGAACCGGCCCCAGCAGGGCGCGCCGGAGUUGGCUGCUUUGGCUCGUCGAGAAGAGAGUUCGGUUAGGGGAAUCGAUCUUAUGAGAGUCGAUCAAUGCGAGAAUAUCGGUGUAAUCCAAGGUCCUGGCUUUUCUGGACCUGCCCCGACGGUUGGUGUGCCCGUUGAGCAAGUGGCCAGAAUUGUUGAUGAGGCUGCCCCUGUAAAGCGAAAACGGGGCCGGCCUCCGAAGUCACAGGCUAAGACGCCUCAGCAAACUAGGCCACCGCCGACGCAACAGAAGGAAGAAAAGGAAGAGGAUGUCUGCUUCAUCUGCUUCGACGGCGGAGACCUCGUUCUAUGUGAUCGCCGGAACUGCCCCAAGGCAUACCAUCCAGCUUGUAUUAAGAGAGAUGAGGCAUUCUUUCGAACAACGGCUAAAUGGAACUGUGGUUGGCACAUAUGCGGUACAUGCCAGAAGUCUUCCAGUUACAUGUGUUAUACAUGCACUUUUUCUGUUUGUAAGCGGUGCAUUAAAGAUGCUGACUAUGUGAUUGUGAGAGGUAACAUGGGUCUUUGUGGCACAUGUAUUAAGCCUAUAAAGUUGAUUGAGAAUAUUGCUCACGGAGAUAACGAAGCGGUUAAGGUGGAUUUUGAUGACAAACUCAGUUGGGAGUAUCUAUUCAAGGUAUAUUGGCUUUGCCUGAAGGAAGAUCUGUCUCUAACUGUCGAUGAGCUUACUAGAGCGAACAAUCCUUGGAAGGAGGAUCCUAACGCUGCUCCUAAAACGGACUCACAAAAUGAUCAUACCAAUAGCAGAGCUUUAGAUGUAGCAGUCAAUGGAACAAAGAGAAGAAGGACCAGUGAUUCCCCCACUUUACCCAACAAGUCGGAUGGAAAAAUUCCAAACAAGAUCCUAAAGAAGCCUCCUGGAGAUACAAGCUGGGCUACAAAAGAACUCCUCGAGCUUGUGUCGUUGAUGAAAAAUGGCGAUACGUCUGUUCUUGGCGUGCAUGAAGGACAGACUCUUCUGCUUGACUAUGUAACGAAGAAAAAUCUAAGGGAUCCUGAUCAGACGUCUCAAGUUAUUUGUGACCUGAUGCUUGUGAAGUUGUUUGGAAGACAGCGAGUUGCUCACUUUGAAAUGCUCAAGCUUCUCGAGUCUCACUUCCUUAUUCAGGAGGAGAAAACCACGAAUGGGGAAACUUCUCAUGCUGUUCCUAGCCAAAUAGAGGAGGAUACUGUUCGUGAUACACCAGUUAGGGAUAGAAGACGGAAGAUGCGUAGGAAAACUGAUGACCGAGUACAAAAUGAAAAUCUGGAUGCAUAUGCGGCCAUUGAUGUUCAUAAUAUCAACCUGGUUUAUCUGAGACGUAAAUUUCUAGAGACUCUACUUGAUGAUAUCGACAAAGUUCACGAAAAGGUGGUAGGCACAAUUUUGAGAAUUAAGGUAUCUGGCAGUGACCAGAAGCUGGAUAUUCACAGGCUUGUUCAAGUUGUAGGUACAAGCAAGGCAACGGCAUCGUACCAAGUUGGCGCAAAGACUACAGAUGUUAUGCUAGAAAUACUGAAUUUAGACAAGAGAGAAGUCAUCUCGAUUGAUCAAUUAACAGACCAGAACGUCACAGAGGAUGAGUGCAAACGGUUGCGCCAGAGCAUAAAAUGUGGCCUCAAUAGACGAUUGACUGUGGGUGACAUCUUGAAGACGGCAGCAACACUACAAGCCAUGAGAGUCAAUGACGCUCUGGAAGCUGAGAUAUUAAAGGUCAAACAUCUCCGGGAUCGGGCCAAAAAGAUAGAGCUUCUAGAAUCACAUGAGGAACGCCAGCGGCUUCUGCAGAAAGUCCCAGAAGUUCAUAUAGAUGCAAGCAUGGAUCCAACUCAUGCAUCAUCAGAAGAUGCAGGAUUAACUACAAGGAAACCAGAUAAUCACAUACAAAAGGCACAAAGUAAAGGUCUGCAGAGAAAAGGGGAUACCCCAAAAAACUUGGGAAAAAAUGCUAAAAAAGUUUUUGAUGCACCAAAUUUGCGAAGCAGAAAUGUCACGCAUGCUAAUAAAGAUGAUUCUUCCAAGGUCCACAAUAACUCAUCAGCUAUCCAGGAAACUGUUAAAGAUGAAGAGAGUGAAGUAUGGCAUUACCGAGAUCCAACGGGAAAGCCCCAGGGACCAUUUUCUAUGGUGCAGCUUCGCAGAUGGAAAUCUAGUGGUCAUUUUCCUCCUUAUCUUAAGAUAUGGAAAGAGCAUGAGAAUGAGUCUGUACUUUUGACUGACGCUCUUUUCGGACGGCUUGACAAAGCAACUACUUUGCCAAGUUCCUCUUUGCUUCCCCAAGAACUAAAACCGUCUCCGGAGGACUCUGGACUCACAAGUGCAACCUCUUCGUCCUCUACUGUCAGUGCCCUAGCCAACAAACCAAAAGAGAAACAAGUUGAAGCUCUUGCAUCUAGCUCUGGGAAAGUCGAGGAUGGUAAUUCUGUUCAACUCCAGCCUCAAGUUAGUUGUCCGGCGUCAAUGCCUGUGGUUCCAGGACACUUGGUUACUCCUGACGCAAGAGAAACUCCAAGAACUGAUCAAUCCAGUGCUGUGCUGGCAGAUGGUAACCAUAUCACAACUAAGCGUGUAGAAGAUGGAACAAAUGGUGGUUCUGUUUCCGUAAACGAUUCUGUUCCUGCACCAAACCUGAAUCAAGAAAUUCAUUUCCUUGAUUUCCCCAGUCCUACACCUAAGUCGAGCCCUGAAGACUUGGAAGCUCAAGCAGCGGAGACUAUUCAGUCUCUGUCUUCAUGUGUUCUGGUCAAAGGACCAUCUGGUGUCACAUGGAGCACCACCACCACCACAACCACCGAUGCUGCUACUACCACUUCAAGUAUUGUGGUCACUGGAGGACAGCUUCCUCAAGUAACUCAGCAGAAUGCUGUUGUUUUAGCUACACCGUCUGUGAAGCCAAUUGAUCAUGCCACAAUUAGUCAGACUUCAGACAACAACGCCCAAGUGACUCACACAUCUGGGUGGCCGGCCAUUGUGACUGACCCAGACGAGUGCGAUGAAUCAGUUUCAGAUCUGUUAGCUGAAGUUGAAGCAAUGGAGCAAAACGGUUUGCCCUCUUCACCCACCUCAACGUUUCACUGCGAUGACGACGAUGAUUUGACAAAAGGGCCAGAAAAAGAUUUCUUCAACCCCGUGGCACGCAUGUCCCUCACAUCUGAGACAUGUAGAAUGGAUGUCUCUCAGGCGAGUAUUCUCGACAACGUCUCUUCCGGGAAAAGCUCAAUGGGCACAGAAGCAAAAGUCAACAUUCCCUUCAGCCACUGCACAACCGCUGGUCCAGAGCUCCUGCUAUUUGCACCACCACCACCAGCGCCAGCGUCAAUAAGGCAGGACCUGACUCUAACAACAACAGCUCUCAGGCUGGGAUCAGAAACCACAGUGGAUGCCGGACCAGUCGAGAGGCUUCACAGGUCAGUUUCGGGAGUAGGUCUGGAACCGAGCCCGAGGUCAUCAUCAUCCCAUGACUCAGGCCGUGGAAACACGGAGCGCAGUCGCAGUCCACGUGGAAGUCACCAAAGGAGAUCCGGUGGGCAGAGCAGAGACAGAGACAGAGAGAGAGACCGGCAAUGGUGGAGUAACGGUCACAACAGUAGCUUCAACAACAGGCAUGAUAAUCAUCAUCGGCAAUGGCCAUACAGCAGUAGCCACGGGUAUGACCAUGGACCAGGUUCGUACGCAGCUCAUCCGCCCAAAGGGCUGAAAAUCUGCAAAUUCUAUGAGAGUGGAUACUGCAAAAGAGGUGCUUCUUGCAGUUUUUGGCACCCUUGA
Microthlaspi erraticum is the source of this 3807-nucleotide messenger RNA. The record is from the annotation of a GenBank genome assembly. Lineage: Eukaryota; Viridiplantae; Streptophyta; Magnoliopsida; Brassicales; Brassicaceae.